CAGGAAAGGAGCAGCCUUUUCUCUCUUCAAGGAAACAGCUCCCCAGGGGCCCGUGUUUCCUUCUGAGUGCUCAGCCCAGCCAGUCCUGUGGGAGGUGGCCUCCCUCCCCGCCCCUUACCUGUGCUCAGGUGCUUCGGCUAUAAAUUCUUACCUGGAGGUGCUCGCUGGCAAUCCCUGAUCGCCGUGCCGCUCGGUUGACCUGCCUUGGGAGUUUACAAAAGCCCGUGACGAAGUGUGUCUCGGACACCUGUCCGCCCCACAUCCCCGGAUCCUCGCCAUGGAACGGAAUAUCCUGGAGAUGAUCACCCUGGCCUUGAUGCUCGUGGCAUUGUGCCCAGAAAUCUUAGUCUGUUCAUCAUACGCAGAACCUGAAGGCGUGAAUCAGGAAGAUGCAAUCUCGGCCAGCACGGAAACCACCGUCUCUGAAUCCUUACCAACACCUUCCCUACUGCCAACCAUGUCUGACACCUCUUCAACAAAAGAUUCCUCCACAGGACCAACCCCCGUUGAGGGAACCACGAACUCUCAAGGGACAAACCCCACCACAGAAGGAUCCACGGAAACCUCCACAUCCUCAGUAGAACCCCAAGGUUCCACAGCAACUUCCACAACUGGAACCCCACUAAUAACAUCCCCUACAGAAUCCUCCGCAACAGCAACCACCUUUGAGGGAACCACGAAAUCCCAUGUGACAGAAAUCUUCAGCGCCUCUACAGAGGGAUCCACGGAAAACUCCACAUCCUCAGGAGAACCCCAAAGUUCCACAGCAACUUCCACAACUGGAACCCCACCAAUAACAUCCCCUACAGAAUCCUCCGCAACAGCAACCACCUUUGAGGGAACCACGAAAUCCCAUGUGACAGAAAUCUUCAGCGCCUCUACAGAGGGAUCCACGGAAAACUCCACAUCCUCAGGAGAACCCCAAAGUUCCACAGCAACUUCCAAAACUGGAACCCCACCAAUAACAUCCCCUACAGAAUCCUCUGCAACAGCAACCACCUUUGAGGGAACCACAAAAUCCCAUGUGACAGAAAUCUUCAGUGCCUCUACAGAGGGAUCCACGGAAACCUCCACAUCCUCAGGAGAACCCCAAAGUUCCACGGCAACUUCCCCACCUGGGACCACCCCAACAGCAGCCCCGACUGAGCCCCCUUUGACAAAUUUCAAUAUCACUUUCCACAUCGCAAUGGAUUUUACUGACGACCUGAAGAAUUCGACCUCCGAAGCAUACCGCAACCUGACUGGGAAAAUCGGGAAGAUGUAUGAUGACAUUUACAACUGCUCUACGUGCCAUGCUAAAUAUGGGACAUAUCUUGGAUUCACUGUGAACAAAUUCAGUAGCGGUUCAGUGCUGGCAGAUACAACGGUACACUUCGAGAAAAGCGCAGAUGUCUCCGCCGGAGUGAUCAGAACUGCUCUGAGCAACGCAACAGAAGACCAAUGGCAGGGUCUCAACCUGACUCAGAUUGAAGUGACCAAGCAGGAGACGACAACGACGCCUUCUCCCACCACGACUAGCACCAGCUCAAAGACAACCACACCUAAGCCUCCCAUAGAGCAGACGUUCACCAUCACUUACCACAUCACAAUGAAUUUUACUGAGGACUUGUUGGAUUCGUCCUCCGAAGCAUACCGCAGCCUGAAUGAGACAAUCGGGAAGAUGUAUGAGGAAGUUUUCAACUGCACGGGAUGCCUUGCUGAAGGGAAAUAUAUGGGGUACAAGGUGAAUUCUUUCAGUAGCGGUUCAGUGCUGGCAGAUACAACGGUACGCUUCCAGGAAAGUGCAGGUGUUUCCGCCGAUACGCUCCGCACUGCUCUGAGCGACGCACCUGAAGACAAACGGCAGGGUCUCAACCUGACUCAGAUUGAAGUGACCAAGCAGGAGAUGACAACGACGCCUUCUCCCACCACGACUAGCACCAGCUCAAAGACAACCACACCUAAGCCUCCCAUAGAGCAGACGUUCACCAUCACUUACCACAUCACAAUGAAUUUUACUGAGGACUUGUUGGAUUCGUCCUCCGAAGCAUACCGCAGCCUGAAUGAGACAAUCGGGAAGAUGUAUGAGGAAGUUUUCAACUGCACGGGAUGCCUUGCUGAAGGGAAAUAUAUGGGGUACAAGGUGAAUUCUUUCAGAAGCGGUUCGGUGCUGGCAGAUACAACGGUACACUUCGAGAAAAGCACAGAUAUUUCCGCCGGAGUGAUCAGAACUGCUCUGAGCAACGCAACAGAAGACCAACGGCAGGGUCUCAACCUGACUCAGAUUGAAGUGACCAAGCAGGAGACGACAACGACGCCUUCUCCCACCACGACUAGCACCAGCUCAAAGACACCCGCACCUAAGCCCCCCAAAGAGAAAACGUUCACCAUCACUUACCACAUCACAAUGAAUUAUACUAAGGACUUGUUGGAUUCGUCCUCCCAAGCUUACCAGAACCUGACUGGGAAUAUCAAGAAGAUGUAUGUGGAUGUUUUCAACUGCACAGGAUGCCCUGCUGAAGGGAAAUAUAUAGGAUACAAGGUGAAUUCUUUCAGAAAUGGCUCAGUGCUGGCAGAUACAACGGUACGCUUCCAGGAAAGUGCAGAUGUUUCCGCCGAUAAGCUCCGCACUGCUCUGAGCGACGCACCUGAAAACAAACGGCAUGGUCUCACCCUGACUCAGAUUGAAGUGACCUCAGACGCCACGGAACCCCCCAACCCCCCGCCCUCAACAGCAACUCCCCCCCCGGCAACCACCUCAACGACAACCUCGACUACAACCACUCCCAAUCACACAGAGACUGUCCCAGGCUGGGGCAUUGCUCUCCUCGUCUUAGUUUGCAUCCUUCUUCUCCUGGCGCUCAUCGCCUUCCUGAUCCUGAUCAUCUACUGGUGUCGACGGAAUCACCGGGGGAAGCUUGAUUUGCUCAGCAACCAAGACUCCUACCACGUCAUGAGUGAGUACCCGACGUACCACACACACGGGCGAUACGUUGCCCCCGGAAGCAAGCCUAACCCAUACAGCGAGAAUCUACCCAGGAAUGGUAACGCUCCCUUCUCCUACACCAACCCCACAAUGGCCAAUGAUGAACUGUAGGUGGAGCGCACCCUACAGUUGGACUUGGCAAGGGGGGGUUAGCCAGAACCUGGCUGAGCCAGGUAAAUUCAGGGAUAUUGUUGGGCUCCGGUGUGAAUAUGGGAAGGAUGAGUUCUGCAAACAAGCUUGGAAAUAGCCACUCGCCUACUCACCUGUGGUGAGUUUCAAAUUCCUUGAAGGCGAACAAGCAGCACAAUUUCAACAACUGAAAGAAUCUAUUCUAUAGACGUGCCAAAAAAAUCCACCCCUUGCAAAUGUGUGGUGAGCGAGCAACCCUCUCCAAAGCAGUGAGGACAACUAGAGAAUGCUUUGCAAAGCUAGCUGUGUCCCUCAAGCUUGGAAUGUUAUGUCCAGCGGAACUCCCUGUCACAAGGAUCUCACCAGGGCUCAAAAGAUCAAUGGGAGAUUCUCUUGCACUGGACAAAUUAACUAAGAAGAUGAAGACGAAAGGAAACCACCUAAGCUGCUGAACUGUAAAUUCUGAGUUUCCAGACCAUUUCCCCCAUCACCAUUAUGAAAAAGUUGAACUUUUUUGCUUUUACUUUUACUAAUUAAUUUUAUUUUUAUUAAUAUUAAUAUUCUAUUAGUGAUUUUUGUAAAAAAAAUUCAAACUGUGUUAUAAGAGAUCAACAUGUACAUAAAUAUGCAGUUCCUGCUUUCCAAACACUCACUCUGCAAGAAUUCACUUAUCCAAACAUGAGGAAUUACUACCCAAACCUCGCCAAACAUUGCAAAUACCCAAACAUUGCAAAUUCAGAUAUCCAAACAGGGAACAUUUUUUACUUCCUUGUUUGCCUUUUGCUGGUUGGCUGAGGGACAGAACUGAACCAUAGCGAUCUGUAUUUUAGUAAGCUUUCAGAGGGUUUUCCUAAGGGGUGGGUUUAAUCUGUAUUUAUUUCUUAUGGCUUUUAGAGGCCAAACUUCCAUGGCUGGGAACGCAUUAGAAAUUCCCCCAUAGGAAUCAAUGGAAAUCAUCGACUCCUUAUAUGAACUCUUGCCUCCCAAACGAUUUCCAGGGGACGCAUUGUGUUCAGAUAGUGGGACCUGAAUGAACUGCCUUUGGGGGGAGAUUUGUCUGAUUAGGAUGCAAAAUCUCAACCCCUGUGAAACCUGGGAGAGGGCAGAGUGCAAUAAUCAAAAUAGCCGUACUCCAAUCUUCUCUUCCCCACAAUCCUGCUCCACACAUGGAACAAUCCUUGCUCCAGACAACCUUGGCAUCUCUGAAUACUAGCUGCCAGGAACCACAGGUGAGGAGAAUCGCUGUUGUGCUCAUAUCCUCCUUGUGAGCUUCUUGUUGGGGCAUCUGUGAGAAUAGGAUACAGGAUUAGGUGGGCCCUGAUGCAGCCGGGCUUUGCUCAUGUUCUGCAGCUACAGCAUGUUCCCCCCAAGUGAGAAUGCAGAGGGGCAACGUGCUUCUUGACCUUAUUUCCUCCACCUCAACAAGAAAAAGUUCCAGAGGAGUCAAACCCAGACACAUGAAGGAACAAGAUUAACCCGAAAUAUUUAUUUAAGGUGGGGAGGAAAAGAGUAUGCCCUUUCUUGCCAACCCUUGUAUGCCCUUUCUUGCUUCAAUGCUGGGGAUACCUCUCCCCUCCCCUCCAAAAAUCCUAUGCUUCCAUAGGGAUGCUGUCAUUCCAAAUCUGCAUUGUACAGGAGAUAGUCCACAGUCCUCCUCAUACAGCUUUCUAACCAGUCAACAUUGUAAUGGUAAAUGCUUUGGAGGGGAGGUUUUUGAAAGCCAAAUUUGGCAACUGCCUUAUCUGCAAAUCCUGGUGCUCGUGAGUGGUGUCUCGAUGGACAGUUGUACAACAGCAAACCUCAGAAUUCUUGGGUGAAGGGUUUUGGAGUUGUGGGGGGAGGCAAAGAGUGAGUGGGGAGGAAGAGGAAGUGCCGUGGCUUCUGUGACAAAUUCUAUAUUUAUAACAUUUAACAAUAAACGGAUCUACGUUGGUAUGGA
This is a messenger RNA of Podarcis muralis (Common wall lizard), 5033 nucleotides long. Lineage: Eukaryota; Metazoa; Chordata; Lepidosauria; Squamata; Lacertidae. The record is from RefSeq and is a predicted model, not a curated record.